AUGGCCGACAUCACCCUGAAGCUGUCCAAUCGCUCCCCCAAGCAGCCCAUCAAGCGCCUCCCGCCGUCCCUCGAGCUGCCGGCGACGGCCACGGUCGAGGAUGCCAAGGUCGUGCUGGCCCGCAAGGUCGGCCUGUCGGACCACAACCGCAUCGGCCUGUUCGACCCGGCCACCAAGAAGACGCUGAAGGACCGCCGCGCCGUGCUGGCCGACCUGGGCCACGCCGAGCUGCUGGUCAAGGACCUGGGCCCCCAGCUGGGCUGGCGCACCGUCUUCAUGAUCGAGUACUUCGGCCCCCUGCUCUUCCACCCGCUCGCCAUCGGCCUGCGUUCCCACGUCUACCCGGCCGUCUACCCCUACCUCAAGGACUUCGUGCCCGAGCCCAACCCGAGCGCCGCCCUGUCCUUCAACCAGCAGCUCACCUUUGCCUGCGUCAUGGCCCACUUCCUCAAGCGCGAGUACGAGACGGCCUUUGUGCACAGGUUCAGCGCCAACACCAUGCCCGUCUGGAACGUCUUCCGCAACUCCUUCUUCUACUGGGCCGUCGCCGGCGUCCAGGCCGCCGCCGAGGUCUACGCGCCCUUCUCGCCCACCGCCAAGGCCAACGACCACCUGAUUGAUGCUCUCGGGUUCGCCCUGUUCCUCUUCGGCGAGACGGCCAACUUCCUGGUCCACCGCUACCUGUCGACCCUGCGCAGCCCCGGCGGCACCGAGAGGAAGAUCCCCAAGGGUCUGGGAUUCGGCGUCGUCACCUGCCCCAACUACAUGUACGAGAUCAUUGCCUGGAUCGGCAUGAUUCUCAUCAGCCGCAGCCCGUCCGUGGCCUUGUUCAUCAGCAUUGGCUCCAUGUACAUGUUCACCUGGGGCAAGGGCAAGGAGCGUGCCUACCGCAAGGAGUUCGGCGACAAGUACAAGAAGAAGCGCUUCGUCAUGCUCCCCGGUCUCUUGUAA
Messenger RNA from Neoarthrinium moseri, 951 nucleotides. RefSeq lists its product as uncharacterized. The transcript is spliced from 2 exons. The record is from RefSeq and is a predicted model, not a curated record. Gene Ontology annotation, biological process: very long-chain fatty acid biosynthetic process. Gene Ontology annotation, molecular function: oxidoreductase activity, acting on the CH-CH group of donors. Lineage: Eukaryota; Fungi; Ascomycota; Sordariomycetes; Amphisphaeriales; Apiosporaceae. The coding region runs from base 1 to 951 and encodes 316 amino acids.